GGUGUGAGAGAGAGAGAUAGAAGAAGAAGAGAAUCCAAUCAACGUUUCUCUCUAAUUCCUCUUCCUUUGUUCUUCCUCUGCUCCAGCUACAGUAGUCUUACUAAGAAUCUAUAAAGUGUAAAGGAAGGUUUUUUUUUUGGUUGAGGGGAGUGGAGAAUCUUAUGACGGGGAAGCGAUCUAAGACUAAUUGCAGAUCUGCUUCUCACAAGCUGUUCAAGGAUAAGGCUAAGAACCGUGUUGAUGAUUUGCAAGGGAUGCUUUUGGAUCUUCAGUCCGCUAGGAAAGAGAGCAGGGGUACUGAUGUCACUCUCCUUGAGGAGCAAGUGAAUCAGAUGCUUCGUGAGUGGAAAUCUGAGCUCAACGAACCUUCUCCUGCUUCAUCCUUGCAGCAGGGUGGUACUUUGGGGUCUUUCUCAUCAGACAUUUGUCGGCUGCUGCAGCUCUGUGAUGAGGAAGAUGAUGCUACCAGCAAAUUAGCUGCGCCCAAGCCCGAGCCUGCUGAUCAGAAUCUUGAAGCUGGAAAAGCUGCUGCCUUCCAAAGGGGAUACAAUAUUGUUCAGGGGAAGUCCGAACACGGGUUUCCAUUGGCUAAUCAUUGCAAAGAUCCAUCUUUAGUAGUUGGCAACACCAACUUUGAUGGUACUGCAAAUCUGGAAUAUAAUCAGUUUGAUCUGCAACAAGAAUUUCAACCAAACUUCAAUGGUGGUUUCAAUGAUUGUCCCAGUUACGCUGUAGAGGGUCCUCUACAUAUCUCUACUUUUAUGCCGACUAUCUGUCCCCCACCUUCUGCAUUCUUGGGUCCAAAAUGUGCUCUUUGGGAUUGCCCUAGGCCAGCUCAAGGAUUCGACUGGUUCCAGGAUUACUGCAGCAGCUUCCACGCUGCACUGGCUUUUAAUGAAGGGCCACCAGGUAUGAAUCCUGUUGUGCGUCCCGGAGGAAUCGGUUUAAAAGAUGGUCUUCUUUUUGCUGCCCUUAGCGCAAAAGCUGGAGGGAAAGAUGUCGGUAUUCCUGAAUGUGAAGGAGCUGCAACUGCUAAAUCUCCAUGGAAUGCUCCAGAGCUCUUUGAUCUCACGGUUCUAGAGAGUGAGACACUAAGGGAGUGGCUAUUCUUUGACAAACCAAGGAGGGCUUUUGAGAGUGGGAACAGAAAGCAAAGAUCUUUACCAGAUUACAAUGGUCGCGGUUGGCAUGAGUCACGUAAGCAGAUCAUGGUCGAGUUUGGAGGGCUGAAGAGAUCUUACUACAUGGAUCCACAGCCUCUGCACCAUUUUGAAUGGCACCUUUACGAAUACGAGAUCAACAAGUGUGAUGCUUGUGCCUUGUACAGGCUCGAGCUCAAGCUCGUUGAUGGGAAGAAGAAUUCAAAAGGCAAAGUUUCAAACGACUCCGUGGCAGAUUUGCAGAAGCAGAUGGGAAGACUCACUGCUGAGUUCCCUCCAGAAAACAACAACAUGACAACCACCGCCAACAACAACAAACGCUGCAUCAAAGGAAGACCAAAAGUGAACACUAAAGCUGCCACCGUGAAUGUUCAGAACACAGUAGAGCAGGCCACUGACUAUGGAGUAGGUGAAGAGUUUAACUAUCUUGUCGGAAAUCUAAGCGACUAUUAUAUCGCCUGAGAAAAUGAAAAAAAAAAAUCAGGUUUGAAAAGCUGUUGCUUACCAUUUAAUUAGGCAGCAGCAGAAGAAGCUAUCUACAUCUCGUAGGGCAAAGUAAUGGAUUUUCAUGACUCAGUAUAAUUUGUUUCUUUAUAUUAUAAUUCUCUCUAUCCAUGGAGAUUAUGUAUAUAUAUAACAAGAAGGGGAUGCAGAAGACUGUCCUGGAGCUUGAGAACAUUGUUCUAACCAAAAACAGGAGAAGUAAAUGUGAGGAGACUGCUUUUUAAUAUUCAGUCUGCGGAAGUGAAGGCAUAUUUACCAACAUUCCGGUUUAUAUAUUUUGAUGCAUUUUCGACUUUCUUCUGUGAUAUAAUGCAGAUGACAAAUUAUGUAACCGAUGGUGGAAACGGUUUGAUUAUCGUUAUUGUUCUUAAUACAAUCAGGACCUUUUGUUCAAUGAGA
Molecule: messenger RNA, 2063 nt
Organism: Capsella rubella
Lineage: Eukaryota; Viridiplantae; Streptophyta; Magnoliopsida; Brassicales; Brassicaceae
Product: transcription factor VOZ1
Exons: 5
Coding region: 162-1622 (486 amino acids)
Biological process (GO): regulation of DNA-templated transcription; positive regulation of long-day photoperiodism, flowering
Source: RefSeq, a predicted model, not a curated record